AUGGGUCUCUUCGGUAAACGCAAGGCGCCCGUCGCUGCGGAUAACACCAUGCCUACGACGCAUCGGGAGAAAAAGUCGACUUCUCACAAGACUGGCGGAUCACGUGCCUGGAAUAGCAAGCCAACUUUUGGUCAAUGGAUUAAGGCAACCUGGGUAGAUCUUCUUACCAUGGCUGUCCUUGGUGCCAUCGGUCUUGGCGUCUACUUCGCCGAUCCUGCGCCCAGUCGGUCGUUCCCAGUCAUAUUUAAAGACGGAGAGAUCGUAUACCCUCAAUUCGCUUAUCCUUUACGCAAUGAGAUUAUUCCCAUCUGGGCCGCUGCUCUUAUGGCCUUCUUUAUUCCCUUCGCAGUGUUCCUCAUCGUUCAAAUCAGGGCCCGUUCAUUCUGGGAUAUCAACAACGCCACGAUCGGGCUCUUGUACGGGCUCAUCACAGCUGCAGUAUUUCAGGUUUUUGUCAAGUGGCUCAUCGGAGGAUUCCGCCCCCAUUUCCUCGCCGUCUGCAAGCCUGUCAUUCCAUCGACAAUCAACUUCGAUUCAGAUGAUAAUGGCGUCGAGACUGGCACAACCGGUAAUGUCGGAAAUGGUUUCCGUCAAAUCAUGUUCGACCGCAGCAUUUGCACUGGUGACCGAAAAGAGAUCAACGACAGCCUCGAAUCUAUGCCUUCCGGCCACACCACCGCUGCCUUUGCCGGCUUUGUUUUCUUGUACCUUUACCUGAAUGCCAAGCUCAAGGUUUACGCCAACUACCAUCCCGCCAUGUGGAAAUUAAUCGCCCUCUACGCACCCAUCCUCGGAGCCUGCUUGAUCGGUGGCGCCCUAACCAUCGACGAGUACCACAACUGGUAUGACGUACUCGGUGGCGCGUGCAUCGGCACGGCCUGUGCAAUCUCUGCCUUUCGUAUGGUGUAUGCGUCGAUCUGGGACUUCCGUUUUAAUCAUAUCCCAUUGCUCCGACACUCCCCGUUCACUUACGGCACCGGUGCUAGCACUGACGGAUUCCAUGACGCCAUCUUCACACGUAAGGCUGGCUGGGGCUCGCACGAGGGCCAUAGCUUGGGCGGUGCACCAGGCGAUGCCAUGGAUGGACCUCAUGGCACCAUGGCGCCCACCCCGGAGGGACCUUUUGCUGCACACGGUAGCUCGACUGGUCGCCACAGCGUUCCAAGGAGGCCCGUGGGUGGAGAUGGUUAUGGAGAGCAGAUGGUAUAA
Molecule: messenger RNA, 1209 nt
Organism: Dothidotthia symphoricarpi CBS 119687
Lineage: Eukaryota; Fungi; Ascomycota; Dothideomycetes; Pleosporales; Dothidotthiaceae
Product: acid phosphatase/Vanadium-dependent haloperoxidase
Exons: 5
Coding region: 1-1209 (402 amino acids)
Biological process (GO): phospholipid metabolic process
Molecular function (GO): phosphatidate phosphatase activity
Source: RefSeq, a predicted model, not a curated record